This is a messenger RNA of Pyricularia oryzae 70-15, 2127 nucleotides long. RefSeq lists its product as uncharacterized. The record is from RefSeq and is a predicted model, not a curated record. Lineage: Eukaryota; Fungi; Ascomycota; Sordariomycetes; Magnaporthales; Pyriculariaceae. The transcript has a single exon. Bases 1 to 2127 code for a protein of 708 amino acids.
AUGUCUUCCCACAGAGACAGCUACCGAGACGGCUACCGAGAACGGGAUCGAGACAGAGAAAGAGAUAAGGAAAGAGCCUAUCGAGAUUAUAGGCACCCGAACAGUCGCGAUGACCGUCGCGAUCGUGAUCCGAAUGACCGUCGGGACCAUGAAUCAGGUCUUGAACAAGACCGAACUGCCCGUUUUUCGUCCUCGACUCGCACCUGGCUCGACUCUAACCAGUCGCUGUCCACCCCCAGCUCAGUGACCAGCGAGAGCAAUCCACCGCCGUACAAGAAGGUUGCAGACGUUAUGCGCAAGGUGCUGCAAUUACAGAACAAGAGGACGCCAAUCCAAGACCGAAAGAGUGCGCUGGAAAGAAGCAUCAAGGAAAAGGAAGACAUGUACCAAAAGACCAAAUCAAAGCACAUCGAGUAUCCCUCCUUGUCAGAGACUCAGGAAAAUCAUAUUCGACGGUCGAGACAGGAACUAAAGCAUCUCGAAGGAGAAUUAGGGAAUAUUGACGAAGAGCUAUCACGGAUGUGCAGCUCCUUUGCUGCGUCUCUACUCAAAUCUCUUCCCGAAAUGCAUAAGACUGACAACGCUCUCGCUCUUUCUAACAUCGAAAGCCGUUGCGACAACAUGGAGAAAGGGCUGGAGGCAACGCUGAAAGCCCAUAAAUUUUCUACGGAAAACCAACAUCAACAGAAACUCGAGGACGAACUCAAAGCACACAAAGAGGAGUUGAACAGACAGUCUGAACAAAGGCUUCAGGAUGCAUGUAAUACACUACGAUCGGAGCUGCGAGAUGAGUUAAGACAAAGCUUUGAAGCGCAUCAAGCUAUGUUGCAUGCAGAAGCCCAAAAGAAGCUUGAAGAGAGUCGCCAGAUACUGCAAGCGGAGCUGCGAGAUGAGUUAAAACAAAGUCUCGAAGCGCAUCGAGCUACAUUAGAUGCCCAAGCUCAAAAUCAGCUUGAGCAGAGCCGCCAGGUACUGCGAGCGGAGCUGCGAGUUGAGUUAGAACGGAGCCUCGAAGCCUAUCAAACUACGUUGGACGCACAGGCUCAAAAGAAGCUCGAGGAGAGCCGUCAGGCGCUGCGGGUGGAGUUUGCAAAGAGUCUUGACGGCCAUAGAAUACAGCUAGCAAAUCAGUUCGAAGAGAGGUUCGAGCAGAUGCGUAAGAGUCGUCAAGCGGAGGUGGACACGCAGUCCCAACAAAGAUCUGGAGCUGGAGAGGAGCUCCAGCCUCGGGUAGCCCAGCUUCUUGAUCAAAUGGCUAAACUUGGCAAGAAAAUCAAGGACGUGGAAGAUGUUCAGGACGACUUAUCAUCUGUCAGGGGCAUUCUCGAAAGUUUCAGGGCUAAACUAAACAGCUCUGAAAAGUCUAGAACAGAAAAUUCAGCACAAAUAAGCGCGAUGGAGACUACUCUCCGCCAACUCGAAGGCGACUUCUCAUCGGUUAGGGGUAUUUUUGAGUCCCGACUCAAUGACUCUGAAAAGUCCAGCACAGGGCAUGCAGAACAAAUAGUGUCGAUGCAAAAUAUCUUACGCGGCUGUGGAAACGGCGUCGAAUCGAUGAUAACCAACAUUAUUAAUCGAAUUGGCGGUGCGCUCGACAAGGUGAACGAGAGAAUCACUGCACUGGAGCGAAUUUCAGCACAAGGAUCAGGAGCUGUGCAACAAGUUAAUUCUCGCAUUUCGGGCGAGGCAAACCGCCAGGUACAGGAGGGAUUCAAUGCGGAUCAUCAAAGGUUGAUCGCCAGCAUGGAGGAAAAGCACAGAGACUUCAUCAGGGACGUCAACGGCAGGCACGAGCAACUGGAUAAGACCUUACAAGACAAAUACAGCAAAUUGGGUGAAACGUUCGAAGAGAAAUACACGUUUCUGGUCAAAACCAUUGAAGAAAAUUACACCAAUUUGAGCAAUAUUUGCUGGGGCCUGGAGGAGCAAUAUCAAAACGUCAAUUCCAAAGAUCUAUUCCAACGAAUAAUUGCUGAGGCCAGCAAUAUGUUGCCGGGCAGUGUGGGCAAUCUGGGCACAGAAGUAAACAGGUUGAGCCUCAGGCUUGCCGGCAUUGAGCAGCAGCUGAUGAAUCAGAAUCUGCCAGACCAGAGAGUGCGCAAGCGACAACGGACGACUGAUGAGUAA